Molecule: messenger RNA, 393 nt
Organism: Opisthocomus hoazin
Lineage: Eukaryota; Metazoa; Chordata; Aves; Opisthocomiformes; Opisthocomidae
Source: RefSeq, a predicted model, not a curated record
AUGCGUUACGUCGCGGCUUACCUGCUGGCCGUCCUCGGUGGCAACGAGUCUCCCACGUCAAAGGACCUGAAGAAGAUCCUCGACAGCGUUGGCAUCGAGACGGACGAUGAACGCAUGAACAAGGUUAUUAGUGAGCUGAAUGGAAAAAACAUUGAGGAUGUCAUUGCUCAGGGUAAUGGGAAGCUUGCCAGCAUGCCGGCGGGCGGAGCUGUGGCAGUCUCUGCCGGAGGAGGCUCUGCUGCUCCUGCUGCCGCUGCUGCCCCAGCUGCUGCUGAGGAGAAGAAAGAAGAGAAGAAGGAGGAAUCUGAAGAAUCCGAUGAUGACAUGGGAUUCGGCCUAUUUGAUUAAUUAUUUGUUGUAGACAAAUUAUUAAAAUUCUUUGUUUAAAUUUUU